GUUCCGAUCAGCGGCGACACGUACCGGAAGUGCUACAACAUGAUUAUGUGCAUGUUGUCGUGCCACGACGGCUACACUCUCAGCACGAGGACAGACGAAACGGGCUGUCAAAAGUGCGCAUGCGUGGAUUCACAACCAGGCGGUAUGAACCCGAUGUUUCCGGGAGCCGGUGGAAGCGGAAGUGGUGGCUGCACAGGCCCGUUCUGUAUGGGCGUCGGAAACGGCGGCAGUGGAGGAACCGGAAGUGGCGGUUGGAUGAUGGGCGGCCCCGGGGGAGUGGGAGGUAAAUAUUUGCGUUCGUUCUUGUUGUUGUUUUUGCUGGCCGGACACGAAAUUCGCCAUAGGUUGUCGUACUGUGACGUCAUCGAGUCACGCAUUGCAGCUGGGAGAGGCAUUUCGGGGAAACUAAUACACAAAUGUCCUCUGGUUUCUCCGGAUCUCCGCCCAAAGCAUACCAAAAUUUCAUAUACAGUGACAAUUAUUUAAUUGCUGUAAAUUGCUGCUAUAAUUCAACAUUCGAACAAACGUC
Molecule: messenger RNA, 529 nt
Organism: Dreissena polymorpha
Lineage: Eukaryota; Metazoa; Mollusca; Bivalvia; Myida; Dreissenidae
Product: loricrin-like
Exons: 2
Coding region: 40-486 (148 amino acids)
Source: RefSeq, a predicted model, not a curated record